Messenger RNA from Dimorphilus gyrociliatus, 580 nucleotides. The record is from the annotation of a GenBank genome assembly. Lineage: Eukaryota; Metazoa; Annelida; Polychaeta; Dinophilidae.
AAUGGCCACCAACCGUAAAAAUAACAAGCCUCUGGUUGAGAAGAAACGAAGAGCUAGAAUAAAUUCAUGUUUAAAUCAAAUCAAAUUACUUGUAUUACAAGCCAUGAAAAAAGAGAGUGAUUCUAUGUAUUCGAAAUUAGAAAAGGCAGAUAUUUUAGAGAUGACAGUUAAAUAUCUUAGACAGCAGAGGAUGCAACAAAUCUUAGCAACUACGAAUUCAAAUUUGGAAAAUAGAUAUAUGGCAGGAUUUAACGAUUGCGCAAAUAAAGUAAAAAGUUAUUUAUCGACCGCAAACGAUAUCGACGAAGAUUUACGAAAUCGAUUAAUAAAUCAUUUAUUUAAUAAAAUCAACAAUUUAUCGCCGUCUCAUCAAGAAAGAAUUCACCCAGCCUUCAAAAAGAGCGUGCAACCUUCCGGUCCAUUAGCCACUAUUCUCGUGCCAAUUUCUAUGGUGUCAAGGGUCAAGGUCGAUUACGCAACCGCUACGAGGCCCGAGGGAACGAACAUGAAUGAUAAUAAAGAGAACAUUGUUCCCGGUGUGAAAGUGACCGAAGACGUCUGGAGGCCUUGGUAUAAAUGA